UGCAUUCGAUAACUAGAUCGACCAAGCCAAGGAACAGCCUCCUGACCUCGCCAAGCACGUGUCAUGUCAAAGUGGUGCAUCGUGUUGAUAACUUUCUUUUUCGGAACUUGAUUUGUCUCAAUAAGAAACAACAGAUUGAAUCAUGUCUAGACGACCAGAGCAUUCGGCACCGCCUGAAGUGUUCUACAAUGAAGUGGAAGCGCAGAAAUACACACAGAAUUCUCGGAUGAUGGAUAUCCAGGUUCAAAUGUGCGAGCGAGCCAUUGAAUUGCUAUUGUUACCUGAGGACGAGCCAUGCCUUCUUCUUGACAUUGGUUGCGGAUCUGGACUUAGCGGAAGUGUUUUAGAAGACCAAGGCCACACGUGGAUCGGUAUCGAUAUAUCUCCAGCAAUGUUGAAUGUAGCUAAAGAGCGGGAGGUUGAGGGUGAUCUAAUUCUCAGUGAUAUGGGACAAGGGGUACCUUUCAGAGCUGGCAGCUUUGAUGGAGCUGUGAGCAUAUCUGCGUUACAGUGGCUUUGCAAUGCUGACAAAACAUCACACAAUCCCGUUAAACGAUUGUAUCAGUUCUUUUCCUCCCUUUUCGCCUCAUUAGGACGUACAGCUAGAGCUGUUUUUCAAUUUUAUCCUGAAAAUAGCGAUCAGAUUGAGUUGGUCACAACACAGGCGACAAAAGCUGGAUUCUUUGGUGGAAUAGUUGUUGAUUUUCCAAACAGUACCAAGGCUAAAAAAUUCUUUCUGGUUCUGAUGACUGGUGGUGCAAUGCCUCUUCCUAAGGCAUUGGGAACUGGUGAUGACAAUACUGUAGUGAAUUAUGCGUCAAAAAGAGAGCGGAUUGUUAGGGUACGCGGAAAGCCAUUAAAGAAAAGUAGAGAAUGGAUUUUGGAAAAGAAAGAGAGAAGACGAAGACAGGGUAAGGAGGUCAGAGAUAAUUCAAAAUACACUGGGCGAAAAAGGAGCGGCCGAUUCUAAAAUCUCUUAAUUCUGUCAACUGUAAUUACUCGUAAUAAUA
This is a messenger RNA of Diprion similis, 1010 nucleotides long. Its product is annotated as probable 18S rRNA (guanine-N(7))-methyltransferase. NCBI's taxonomy places the organism in Eukaryota, Metazoa, Arthropoda, Insecta, Hymenoptera, Diprionidae. The transcript is spliced from 5 exons. Gene Ontology annotation, biological process: rRNA (guanine-N7)-methylation. The record is from RefSeq and is a predicted model, not a curated record. Gene Ontology annotation, cellular component: nucleolus. Gene Ontology annotation, molecular function: rRNA (guanine) methyltransferase activity. Bases 143 to 970 code for a protein of 275 amino acids.